Messenger RNA from Cylicocyclus nassatus, 237 nucleotides. NCBI's taxonomy places the organism in Eukaryota, Metazoa, Nematoda, Chromadorea, Rhabditida, Strongylidae. The record is from the annotation of a GenBank genome assembly.
AUGAGAAGUGCUAAAGACAAUCCUACGGAGAUGAGCGUUAAAAAAUUACAAUUGUGUAGGCAGGGUUAUUACCAGGCAGCUCAACCCCGCCUCUGUCGGGUCAGCACGCAAGCUCCAAGAUUGGAUGUUUUGAAGAGGCGAGCCAAAGCCGUAAUCAUGAAAAGUUCCGCGGAAGAACUGUUUACUGCUUUAGCUAUGUGUGUUGUGCUGUGUGAUGAUGGUUUUGACAGCUGCUGA